AUGUCCGGCCUCACCGAAUCCCAAGUCGCCUCCUUCCGCGAAAACGGGUACCUAGUACUCCCAGACUAUCUCACCCCAACAGAAACAAACACCCUAAUAACAGAAACAAACAACCUCCUCCGCGACUUCCCGCUAGACACCCACCCCCUAACGCAAUUCACAACGGGCGAUGGCAUAGACGAAAGCACCAAUCACGUCGGCGACGACUACUUCCUAAACUCAGGCGACAAGAUCCGCUUCUUCUUCGAGCCCGACGCCUUCAGCACAAAACCCGACCCUGUAACCGGCCGUGCAGCACUUCUAAAACCGAAGAAUCUUGCCGUUAACAAAAUCGGGCAUUCUCUACACACUUUAUCGCCGCCUUUCAAGGCCGUCUCACUCAAUGAGCGCAAUGCUGCCGUUGCGAAGUCGCUAGGCUUUGCGGACCCGCGCGUGCUGCAGUCUAUGGUUAUUCUCAAACAACCUUCUAUUGGUGGUGCGGUUCCUUCGCAUCGGGAUUCUGAAUUCUUAUAUACGGAUCCUCCUUCGGCGGUUGGGUGGUGGUAUGCGUUGCAAGAUGCAAGCCCGAAGAAUGGUACGCUGGGGAUGUGGAAGGGUUCGCAUACCGGGCGGAAGGGGGGUCAUAUUAAGCGGCGAUUUGUGAGGAAGGGGGAUGGGGGCACGGAGUUUAUUGAGAACGCUGGUCCUGCAUUGCCGAGGGGGAUGGAGGAGGAGAAGGUUUCUGAGCCUUCUGAUGAGGAUUUGGAGAUUUUGGACAUUAAGGCUGGGUCUUUGGUGCUUAUUCAUGGGAACGUGUUGCAUAAGAGUGAGAAGAAUACUAGUGACCGGAGUCGGUUUGCUUAUACUUUUCAUGUUAUUGAGGGUGGGGAGGGGUGGGAAUAUGAUGAGCGGAAUUGGUUGCAGCCUCCUGCUGGGGGUUUUUCGAAAUUGGAGACUUGUGUUUAG
Molecule: messenger RNA, 945 nt
Organism: Penicillium canescens
Lineage: Eukaryota; Fungi; Ascomycota; Eurotiomycetes; Eurotiales; Aspergillaceae
Product: phytanoyl-CoA dioxygenase family protein
Exons: 1
Coding region: 1-945 (314 amino acids)
Source: RefSeq, a predicted model, not a curated record